This is a messenger RNA of Scheffersomyces coipomensis, 2937 nucleotides long. RefSeq lists its product as uncharacterized. Lineage: Eukaryota; Fungi; Ascomycota; Pichiomycetes; Serinales; Debaryomycetaceae. Gene Ontology annotation, biological process: cellular respiration; ATP synthesis coupled electron transport. The coding region runs from base 318 to 2480 and encodes 720 amino acids. Gene Ontology annotation, cellular component: membrane. The transcript has a single exon. Gene Ontology annotation, molecular function: NADH dehydrogenase (ubiquinone) activity; iron-sulfur cluster binding. The record is from RefSeq and is a predicted model, not a curated record.
GAAAAAUCACCAAUCAAGGACAAUUCAAAGUUUACAACAUUGAACAGAUAUAAAGUAGUAGUACCCUUAUACUAGAGAAGUUGGAGAUACCAUAUACUACUAUAAUUCAUCAUCCAAUCCUUGUUUUUACCAUCCCCCUCCCCCUCCAUUAGUUUUUUUUCGCUCCCCUUGUUUUGUUAUAGCAUCCAUCUAUAGAUAUACAACUGUCAACAGAUAACAGUUAUAUUUCAUCAUAACAAAUAGAUAUACUUCAAUUCAUUUCUUUUCCUUGCUUCCGCAAUUGCAUAGACAUAAUAUCAUCAUCCUCAUCAUAUACAAUGCUCAGAUCACAUAUAUUAAGAAACUCUAGACGUUUAAUAUCAUCAUCUACUAGAAGAUUGGCUGAAGUUGAAGUCACCAUUGAUGGUAAGAAAGUUUCCAUUGAAGCUGGUUCUUCUAUUAUCCAAGCUGCCGAUUUAGCUGGUGUUACAAUCCCUCGUUAUUGUUAUCAUGAAAAAUUGGCUAUUGCCGGUAAUUGUAGAAUGUGUUUAGUUGAUGUGGAAAGAAUGCCAAAAUUAAUUGCUUCAUGUGCUAUGCCUGUUCAAAAUGGUAUGGUUGUUCAUACUGAUUCAGAAAGAAUUAAAAAAGCCAGAGAAGGUGUUACUGAAAUGUUAUUAGAAAAUCAUCCUUUAGAUUGUCCAGUUUGUGAUCAAGGUGGUGAAUGUGAUUUACAAGAACAAUCUCAAAGAUAUGGUUCUGAUCGUGGUAGAUUUAAAGAAUUAGUUGGUAAAAGAGCAGUUGAAAAUAAAGCUAUUGGUCCAUUAGUUAAAACUUCAAUGAAUAGAUGUAUUCAUUGUACAAGAUGUGUUAGAUUCAUGAAUGAUGUUGCUGGUGCUCCAGAAUUUGGUACUUCCGGUAGAGGUAAUGAUAUGCAAAUCGGUACUUAUAUAGAAAGAAAUAUUAAUUCAGAAAUGUCAGGUAAUAUUAUUGAUUUAUGUCCAGUUGGUGCUUUAACUUCAAAACCUUAUGCUUUCAGAGCUAGACCAUGGGAAUUAAAGAGAACUGAAACUAUUGAUGUUUUAGAUGCUGUUGGUUCUAAUAUUAGAGUUGAUGCUAGAGGUAUAGAAGUUAUGAGAGUUUUACCAAGAUUAAAUGAUGAAGUUAACGAAGAAUGGAUUUCUGAUAAAACCAGAUUUGCUUGUGAUGGUUUAAAAACUCAAAGAUUAACUACUCCAUUAAUUAGAAAUGGUGAUAAAUUUGAAAUUGCCACUUGGGAUGAAGCUUUAUCAACCAUUGCUUCUGCUUAUAACAAGAUUCAACCAAAAGAUAAUGAAUUUAAAGCUAUUGCUGGUGCUUUAACUGAUGCGGAAUCGUUAGUGUCAUUAAAAGAUUUAGUUAAUAAAUUAGGUUCCGAAAAUGUUACUACUGAUGUAAAACUAGCCACUGAAGCUCAUGGUGUUGAUGUUAGAUCUAAUUAUAUUUUCAAUUCAACCAUUGAUGGUAUUGAAGAUGCUGAUCAAAUCUUAUUAAUCGGUACUAAUCCAAGACAUGAAGCUGCUGUUUUAAAUACUAGAAUUAGAAAAGUUUGGUUAAGACAAAACUUGGAUAUUUAUUCCGUUGGUCAAGAAUUUGAAUCUACUUUCAAUUUGAAACAUUUAGGUCUUGAUGCUAAAGCUUUACAAACUGCUCUUUCUGGUGAAGUUGGUAAGAAAUUAGCUGGCGCCGCUAAACCAUUAAUUAUUGUUGGUUCUGGUAUUGCUGAUUCUGCUGAUGCUCAAGCUAUUUAUAAAUUAGUUGGUGAAUUCGCUGCUAAGAAUGCUAAUUUCAAUGCUGAAGAAUGGAAUGGAGUUAAUUUAUUACAUAGAGAAGCUUCCAGAGUUGCUGCUUUAGAUAUUGGUUUCCAAACCUUAUCAUCUGAAGUUGCUAAUACCAAAGCUAAAUUCAUUUAUUUAUUAGGAGCUGAUGAAAUUCAUAAUAAAGAUAUUCCAAAAGAUGCAUUUGUUGUUUAUCAAGGUCAUCAUGGUGAUUUAGGUGCUUCAUUUGCUGAUGUUAUAUUACCAGGUUCAGCAUAUACUGAAAAAUCAGGUACUUAUGUUAAUACUGAAGGUAGAACUCAAGUAACUCGUGCUGCUACCAAUGCACCAGGUUCAGCUCGUGAAGAUUGGAAAAUCAUUAGAGCUUUAUCAGAAUAUUUAAAUACCACUUUACCAUAUGAUGAUAUUGUUGCUGUCAGACAAAGAUUAGGAGAAAUUGCUCCUCAUUUCGUAAGACAUGAAGUUAUAGAAACUGUUUCAAGUGAUAUAGUUAAAGUUGGAUUAUCAGGAUUAUCAGCCUUUAAUAAAUCAAGUAAGAUUUCGGGAACUCCAUUAAAGAAUCCAAUUGAUAACUUUUAUUUCACUGAUGUUAUUUCAAGAUCUUCUCCAACCAUGGCUAAAUGUAUAGGAUCAUUUGGGGCUAAAAUAGAUAAAAUAACUGACGCUAAACCACAAAUAGAUUUUUAGAUAGCCCUAAACUAAACAGACUAAACUAGAAAAAGUCACAAAAAUAUAACCCAAUUUGCAUACAAUAUCAUUGUCAUCAUCAUCAUCAUCAUUAUUAUCAUUUAUCAUGUUUUUUUAUAUUUGUUUCCUUAUAUUUUAUGAUAAUUUGUCAUAUGAAAUAUAAGUGAAACAGUCAUAUAUAUUCUCCAUUUUCAUUCUUAUUCUUCUUAUUCUUCUUUUAAUUUUACAUAGUUAUAUACAAUCAAAUAAAAGUAUAAAAAAAGUUAUAAUCAAAUAUCAGCUGUAGUUAUCUAUCUAUCUAUCUAUUCCAACGUCUCUUCUCCCCGCGGAUUGACAAAAUUUCGGUAAUUUCCAUCAUCACUUUAUAUACAGGAAAAUGACAGAGAAGAUGAUAAUUUUGCGACUUAAAAUUAAUUAUAUAAACACAGUUAAUAUAUGCAAAAUAGUUCGAUAAGUA